Mugil cephalus (flathead mullet) is the source of this 2962-nucleotide messenger RNA. RefSeq names its product adenylate cyclase activating polypeptide 1a (gene adcyap1a). The record is from RefSeq and is a predicted model, not a curated record. Gene Ontology annotation, molecular function: pituitary adenylate cyclase activating polypeptide activity; neuropeptide hormone activity; peptide hormone receptor binding. The transcript has 6 exons. Gene Ontology annotation, biological process: regulation of protein localization; positive regulation of protein kinase activity; positive regulation of transcription by RNA polymerase II. The coding region runs from base 394 to 1074 and encodes 226 amino acids. NCBI's taxonomy places the organism in Eukaryota, Metazoa, Chordata, Actinopteri, Mugiliformes, Mugilidae. Gene Ontology annotation, cellular component: extracellular region; perikaryon; neuron projection.
AUGAAAAAGGCAUGCCUUUCGGAAUGAUGGAUAAAAAACCAUAGGGAGCUAAGUUUGCAGGACGCAGGAAAGUUUUCCGCAGACAAAUGUUUGGCGCUCUCUCAUUCAGCCCAUGACCGAGAACACGUAAAAAAUCCCCGAGAACCGCUGCGAGCGCACGGAGGACUGCACAGUCGGCACGAGGAGAAGGACAUCGAAGAGGCGCUUCACUGAGGGAGUAGAGGAAGAAGAGAAGAAGGGAGAGAGUGAGAGCGAGAGAGAGAUAGAGAUCCUAUCUCACUCUCCCAGUUGAGAUCUUCAGCGCUCACUGUCUCGUAACUGGUAAGAAGGAGCCACUUUUCUGGAUUUUUACGCUGCGUAAAAGUUGAGAGUUUGUGGAAAGUCAGCAGGACAAUGUCCAGUAAAGCGACUCUAGCAUUACUCAUCUAUGGAAUCAUUAUGCAUUACAGCGUCCACUGCUCACCUGUGGGGCUUAGCUUUCCCAGUGUUAGACUCGACAGUGAAGUUUAUGACGAGGAUGGCAAUUCCUUACCGUCCCUGGAUUAUGACACAGACCAAAUGGAUGUGAGAAGCGCUCCGUCUGUCGCUGACGACGUCUACACUUUGUUCUACCCACCGGAGAAAAGAACGGAAAGGCAUGCAGACGGCAUGUUUAAUAAAGCCUACAGGAAAGCGCUGGGUCAGUUAUCAGCAAGGAAAUACCUUCAUUCUCUGAUGGCAAAACGUGUAGGCGGGGGGAAAGUGCUGGACGACAGCUCGGAGCCCCUGUCCAAGCGACACUCAGACGGGAUCUUCACAGACAGCUACAGCCGCUACAGGAAGCAAAUGGCAGUCAAGAAAUACCUGGCGGCGGUCCUUGGGAAAAGCCUUGAAGACAUAGGUAUUCACCAUAUCCUACAAGAGAUAGACUUUGAUGCCCUCCCGGACGGGGAUGAGUUUGAGGCUUUUUUGGGAGACUGGCUGAAACAGUUCUCUCCCGAAUUUCCGGUGAGUUUUAGGCCCUUUCCUGAGGCCAUGUCCUUGCAGGGGCUUCUCAUGCCCCUCCCCUUUUCUUCUCACCUUCAACUCUUGUGAUCUUGCUUCAAACACUCAAACCCAAACUCUACUUCCACCUCAUCUGUGCUCCUGUCUCUCGAGGGUCUCAAAUAUUUGAAUUCCUGUACAGCCACGAGCAUACAGACUGAAUUUGGAGAGACUUUGAUCCGACUGAUGUGUCAUUGUUGACCAAAAAAAAAAGAAUUAAAAAAAAAAACAUUCAAAAUGACAGUUUUCGGUAUCUUUUACCAAAUCAAAAUCCCAAAUCUGAACUGAGGACCAGAGUACUUUUGAGGUUUUUCUCGCCCUUUUUUCUUCCGCAGUGUUUACAAAGUGAGCUUUCACCUUUGACUCAUGUAAAGUGCCAAUCUUGUGUUUCUAUCAACUGUGUUUGGAUUCUGCUCAAGGUUUCCCUCUUGUCUCUCUGCCCAUAUAAUAAGUAUCAGGAACAUCUCAAACACCAUCAGGCAAAUUAAAAAUAAAAAAAAAAAAUACUGAAUAAAACAAUAAAAAUAAAAAUAAAGAAAUGAUACUUGUUACAUGGUGACCUAUUCAUCAAUUUGUUCUUACUGAGAGACAUGCGAGGCAAUUUGAACUUUUGUGUUUGAACCUUCUGGGUCUAUUGUGCUUCCCUUUUUCUGUCAUGUGAACCAAUGUAAAAAGAAAAAAAAAACUACAAUAGAUUGCAUGAUUAAAGUAAUUGCACUAGCCACCGCAUCUGUGCAGACGACUCCAACUAGAUGGUUUUGCUUGUUUUCUGACUACUACAAACAUACAUGCCUGUCAUUUCUGGAUGUCGUUUUGUGUUCUGUACUCCUCACUUACAUUUCUACACAAGCUGUACGUUGAACCUCCGUUGAAGAAUCACUCUGAAUGUACUUUACCGCUGGCAAGAACUGCUCAGUCUAAUGUCAUGAUUUGAAGGUUCUGUUAUAUUUAGACGAGACUGGAGAUUUUCUUUUGUGAUCUGCUGUUAAGUUGUACGUGAAAACAAGUCUGUGCACCAUUAAAGUGGUCAUUUUCUAUGAUCUACACAUCUGCACUGUGGCACCAAAUGCUGCCAUAAUUCAUUCAAUCUAAAGACAAGGGUGGGUGAGCCCGUAAGAGGAAAACGCAGUCACCAAGAGAAAGCAAAUCAGGAAAACGAAGGGUGUGAAUGACAAUGAACAUGCUGAUGAGAGAAGCCGAGGGAUCAGAAAAGGAUUUGCCACCCAGCAACAGAUCACAUCACGUAGGUUACACUAGCGAUUGUAGUUCUCACUUCACCGUUCCCCCAGUCUGCACACUUCUCACCAAAUUUAUGAUGCAGGGAUGCAAAUUUUUUGGGGGCGAGCUGAUCCUUAGCUUAGAUCAUUGCCAGGAUGAAGUUCUUCGAUCUGUGUUUACUGUAUCAAUCUCUCUUUAAUUUUGCAUUCCCCUCUAGGAUUUGUGACGCAGGAGGCAGUUUGCGGCUGUGGUGCCUUGCAUCGACUUUAAAAUCGCCAUGAAUCACAGAUGGCUAUUUAGUGGCCCUACAAUGCUGCACAUCAUCAGCUUACAUUUCAUCCUUUUGUUGUUGUUAUUAUUAUUUUUUUUGUGUUGCACUGAUGUUUAAUAGGAUCUUUAGCAUCAUCCAGCUUUAGGCAUCAAGCCUUCUUGCUUGCACUGCUUUCUGUUGCACUUUGUUUUUAGAGCUCUAGACGUAGAUUUUUGUGAAAGCAGAGGGGAAGAGCAGUGGCUCUCCAUGAGACAUUAUAUGUAUGAUAAUAAAAGCGCCAAUAGCCUUACUAAAAUAAUCUUCAAAGAUAUAUAUAAAUAUAUAUAUUUAUUGUGUGCAAAGUGAAUAUUAGAUUACUACUUCAAAUGGCGAUCUGCAAGGGUCAAGUCAAUAAAUGUUUAAAAAAAAACGUGUUGUAAGAUUUGAAUGAAUAAAUUUUUGUAAACAACA